This is a messenger RNA of Actinia tenebrosa (Australian red waratah sea anemone), 1506 nucleotides long. RefSeq lists its product as uncharacterized. Lineage: Eukaryota; Metazoa; Cnidaria; Anthozoa; Actiniaria; Actiniidae. The record is from RefSeq and is a predicted model, not a curated record.
CCAUUGCUACUAGUAUUUGAUAUUCACCGCCCGGAUGUUGGCUGAUCAUUUGAUCACUAUUUAUUGCAAAAUGCAGGCAUAUUUCCGUCGUAGCAGAUCUAAAAAGGAAUGGCUGUCAGAUGUAAUUCAGAUCAUCCAUUUUCUUAUAGUAAUCGGGUAUUUAUGGGCAGGUCUCGUGGAGUUUAUUCGCAAUCCUCCAUUCUUUGAUGCGUAUGGCGACGCUGCUACAAGAAAUAGUCUUCCCGAGGGACUCUUUGAAAAUGACCCCAGGACAUUAGACAAAUUACAAUCUUUGAGGUUAAUGGAUCUGCCAAUCUUCUUCAUGGUUUUGGCCUAUUUUGGGGUGUGUGUCUGGUUAAAGUUUAAAGGUUUAUCAUGGCUGGUGACUGUGUGUAUCACUUUAUCAGUUUUGUGCUUCUUCUUUGUCAACUAUUGGGCAUAUAUCUACUUUGAUUGGAGGUAUUUUCCCACAAGGAAUCUGGGACUUGACUUUCAAGUUGUAACCAUUGCACUGUCUGCCACCUGCAUUUUCAUGGUAAUCUUUUAUGAGAGGAAGAAAAUGCCUUUCAAAUUCAAGCCCACUCUACCCAUCAAGCCUCUUGGUAAAAUCCACGUCAUCGCCAACUUCAUACCAUGUUUCCUGAUCAUUUUUACUUGUCUCAUCAUGUGGUUUUCAAAGCUCUACCAAUCAUGGGCGUGCUUCAAGAAUCAUGAAGAUGUAAUGAGCCUUUGUGAACGAACAACAAUGGUCCAGUGUUACCCAUGUGAUACGUGUACACCAGAUGGUCUCAAGAAAUGCGUGAAAGAUAGACAUCAGAUGUAUCACUGUCUGUCUGAUCUGAUGAAUGUCGUCAAGAAAACUGAAGGCUCAUUUUGUUUAUUCAACUACAACAUCAGCAUCUAUACUUUCCUGACAGUCUUUGCUUACGUUGGUGGUCUGGUGGUGUUCCUAAGUACCUUCUAUCGCAUCGUCAUGCAUUAUUUCUUUCGUCUAUCGUUUCUUAUCAUCGGCUGGUGGAGGAGGAAAAGAGGAAGCCAUUCUGAAGAAAACCCGACAACGUUAGAAUCCCUGCAAGAAACAUCGUUGAGUCCCUACGAUUACAUGAAUGAGAAUGAUGAUAACACGAGUGUUGAUAACGAGGAAAGACCAGCUGAAUCAAGCGAGAGGAUUACAGACAAGGAAAUGGUUAUAGUCAGCACCAACCAUAGUCUGGUUGAUUCCCUUACAUGAUGAUCAUAGCACAUGCCGGCAUGGGCAGAUUUGAUGCCUGUUAUUAUUCUUGAAUGUCCUAUUUCCAGGACUGUGAUUGGACUAUUUAAUGUCUACUUGCAUUCUAUUGGCUCAAAAUAUGUCAGUUGGUAAAUAGAGCCAAGGAGCAAUAUUCUCUUAUUAUAACGUACUUAAUUUUAUUAUGGUCACAGAUUGUCAUAACAAUAAUAUGCUGCAAUUUUCCAAUUUUUACUUUCAAAUUUUUCUUAUUUCAUUUUUCAUGUUUAAAAUGUUUA